UAAUUCUCCAUGCUGCUAACACACAUGGAAUAAUGCCUGCUGUUAGCCUGGGCUUUAGCUAGCGUCAAUCCAAAACAAAUCCCUAACAGUGCAUAUUUAUCCCGCAUGCUGUCUGAGAAGCCAGAAGUUAAAGAAGCUGCAGAAUUGUGGAGAUUUACAGACAGAAUGAGCUCGCCGUUUGUUCAGUGAAGCGGCGAGCGCUGUAACUUUUGCCCGCGUUUAGAGCCGCUGCUGUGGGGUUUUGUACUGACAGUGCUUUCAGAUUGAGCAAAUAUGUCAGGAGUUAAAAGGAAACUGGAGGAUAAAGAUCCAGACUAUGAGGACAUCACCCAGGUGCAGGAGAGCAAGAGGAGCAAAGCCCUUGAACGGAAUGCACGGGACGCCACAAUACAGAAGAUCGAAGCGAUCAUCAAAGACCAGUUUACUCUGGAGAUGAAGAACAAAGAACAUGAGAUUGAGGUCAUCAGCCAGCGUCUGAAUGAAGCGAGGAGAAUGAUGGACAAGCUGAGAGCCUGCAUAGUAGCCAGUUACUACACCAGUGCUGGGCUGACCAAAGCUUCUGAGUCUUCAUUGAGUGAUUUAAAUCAUCCCGCUAUCAAGCGCUACCUGGAGUCCCCCUCUCGCUCAUCAUCCCCUUUAAACCAGGGUUCUGAGGCACAAUCUUUAGGCCACUCGGAGACAGAGUCGCUGAGCCAGCCAACAGAACCAGGAGAGAGAGAGACGCAGGCCUGGAAAGACGAAGAUCUCCAGCAACUGGAGCGCAGACCGGGACGCAAUACGGGCAAGGACACAUUUGGUGUGCCAUCAUCUGUAGACCAGCACAUCACAUUCCACACUACGGGAGAGGAGGCAUCACGACUUUAUGUGAAGAAAACCAUUGUUGUGGGCAACGUUUCAAAGUACAUAGCUCCUGAUAAAAGAGAGGAGAAUGACCAGUCCACUCAUAAGUGGAUGGUGUAUGUCCGAGGUUCACGGAAGGAGCCCACCAUUGACCACUUUGUAAAGAAGGUUUGGUUUUUCCUGCACCCCAGCUAUAAACCCAAUGACCUGGUGGAAGUCAGUGAACCCCCAUUUCACCUGACACGGCGGGGCUGGGGUGAAUUUCCUGUGCGUGUGCAGAUCCACUUUAAAGACCAGAGGAAUAAACGUAUUGAUAUCAUCCAUAAUCUGAAGCUGGACAGGACAUACACUGGACUACAGACUCUUGGCGCAGAGACGGUGGUGGAUGUUGAGUUACACAGAAACUCCCUGGGUGAGGACUUCAUCCCUUUCCCUUCUUCCUUCUCCUCAUUAUCAUCCUCCUCCUCCUCCUCUCAUCUGGCAAGUUCAGCUGCUUCUGGUUUGUUGGCUGGAAAAGCUGCAAAUCAGAAUUCCCAGAAUUCUUGCCGUGCUAUGUCACCUUCUCGAUUGUCUCCUGACUCUAGCUCAGAGAAAGGCGUGAAGAGCGAAGUAGUGAGAUUGUCAUGUUCUGAGCUGCGUACUGGGUCACAAUCCAAGAGUGUGGAAAAAAUCACCCAGGGAUCUCAUAGUAGCUCAGCAUUUCAGCCAAUCACAGCCAGCUGCAAGAUCAUGCCCCAUGGACAGGCACCCAGUCCUGCAGAGUCACCUGGAAAAUCAUUUCAGCCCAUCACCAUGAGCUGCAAAAUUGUAUCCGGUUCGCCUAUUUCAACCCCUAGUCACUCACCCUUGUCUAGAACACCCACCUCCACGCCUGUCCACAUAAAGGCCAGCUCAUCUGUUAACAACGCUUACCUCAUCGCUGACAAGCCAGGCCAGGUGAUCAGCAUGACUACGCCCACUACAGGAAGUCCAUCGGCCAAACAGAGUGGCACUGCACAUGGUGCACGCUCACCUGCUCCCAAACUUCACUCAGGCAGCUUUCUCUCGUCUGGAGUCAAGGUGAUCAUCAAGCAGGAGCCAGGAGAAGUGACCACUCAGACAUCCUCACAACAGCAGACCGGUACUACUGCAUCAGCCCAGCCACAGCAGCAGCAGUAUGUGACUGUGAAAGGAGGUCACAUGAUUGCUGUGUCACCUCAGAAGAGUGGGGUCGGGUCAGGGGGAGGAGCCACACCUACCAAGAUAGUGGGGAUUCCAGUUGGCUCUGCCCUGCAGUCUGCAGUAAAGCAAGUGGCUAUUGGCAGUGGUCAAAUCAUAGUUAAGUCCAGCCCUGCUGUUUCCAAGGUAAUGGGACAGAAGCAGGUGUUGGCGCAGGGCGUAGCUAAGGCAAUUGUCAGUGGGGGCGGAACAGGUACCAGCAGUGGGGUGUCUGUACAGCAGGUGCACACCGGUACCAAAUCAACAGGAGGAUCUGGAGGCAGUGGCAAGAGUGGAGUAAUGGCAACGCUGCAGUUGCCGGUGAAUAACCUGGCUAAUUUGGCAAACCUGCCUCCGGGCACCAAGUUGUACCUGACCACGAACAGCAAGAAUCCAUCAGGCAAGGGCAAACUCCUGCUCAUCCCACAGGGAGCCAUCCUGAGAGCCUCCAAUACUGCAGCGCAACAGUCUCAGAGUUCUUCCGCUGGUUCUGCUCAGUCAUCCAGCAGCAGCACUGGAUCCAGUAGCCUGUCCUGCACCUCUUAUAUACUAAAACAGACCCCACAGGGCACAUUUUUGGUCGGCCAGCCAGGGGGUUCCGGGAAAACGGGCACUGCCAGUUCCACAGGUCAUGCUGCAGCCAGUCCCACCUCCAUUACCCAGCAGGCCAUUAGAGUCACAGCAGGACAGAAGGCGGCUAUUCUGGCUCAGGUGGUUGGAGGCUCCCAGGGAUCUCAGGUAAAGCUGUCUGACGGAUCGGUGAAGACAGUGACUGCUGCACACCUGUCAAAACCAGGCAGUACAACUUUGAGGAUGACUGGGGGGAUCAUCACAGCCACUACUUCAAGUUCACCCGCUGCUACCUCCAGUUCCCAGCAGUCAGCAGAGGGAGCCGUAGUGUCCUCCUCUUCCUCAGGUACUAAAGCAGCUGCACCGCCGUCUGUACUGAUGGCAGCCAAUCAGGCUGCAGUAAUCAGUGCUGCCAAGAGUGCUAGCUCAGCAGCUAGCCUUUCGAAAAACACCGGCGCCGUUGUAACAAUGUCUAAAAACAUCAACAUGCCGCUCAUUAGCCUGUCAAAGGGAGCAGGGACAGCGGUCAUGAGCGUGCCCAAGAGCGCCAGUCCCUCAUUGGUCAGUGCUGCAUCUCUAGUGGGAGGAGCUACAGUCAGUGGGAAAACGGCGACUGCAAUUUCAGGCAUGUUAAAGCUACACUCUGGGCAGUCAGGCUCACAACAGACUGUACUGACGAUUCCAGCUAACCAACUUAAGCAGCUCAGCAUCAGCGGGGCCUCCACCGGUCUCCAGACCAUUUUAAUGCCUGUAGGAAAAGUAGUGCAGUCUGGUUCUAAAGCUGCAUCCAGUGUUCAGAGUGGCGUUUCUCCUUCUACCACCACACCUAUAGCUCAAGUGAAGACAGAACCUGGGUUGUCCAGCUCCUGCACUACUCCAGUAACGCCCACGUCUACCCUUUUAUCCCCUGUAUCUACUCCCCUGCCCACAGCCACAUCUGCUACUGUUAAAGUGGAACAAGGCACAGAGACCACGACACAUGAACUCAUUAAUACUGAACAUAUUGAAACCAUGUUGCAACUAUUAACGGCUGCAUUGAAGAAAUUUCCUUUGAUUGUCGCAGAAAAAACGGAAGAUUCCCACCCAUUCUGUGCUACCUCUGUGGAGCAAUACUAUUCCUGGAACAUUGGAAAGCGCAGAGCUUCGGAGCUCCAGAGAGCAGUAGCAGUGAAGCGUCUAGUUCAGGAUAUUUUAGACCGGAACCCACGACUGCAGGCCCUCAGCCCCCCCAAAACCAGGGAAGUGGUGCAGUGGUGCCGCCUCCGUGGUUACACACCCCCUGACCCUGAACCCCAGCGCAUAGAGGAGGACUCAAUAGAAGACAUUCUCACACAGAUAGACAGUGAGCCAGAAUGUCCAUCUACUUUGACAGAUGGUGAGGAACUGUGUCAGCGUCUAGAGCAGUUGCAAAAGAUUCUGAAGACUGAGCCAGAAGAGGAAGACACGGAGCCUGUCGACAUCAUUGCUGUUAAAGAGGUUCGCAGCCAGAGGGUCAAGGUCAAGCAGGAGCAGGAGGAGGCGGAGCAGGAGCCCAAAUAUUUCAUGGGGUUGUGUCCCUCUUCACAGUUUAUUAGAGACACAGCAGAGCAGAUUGGUGUAAGUUUUCAGCCAGUUGAAGUGGAGAGGAACGUCUUUGCUCCAAUAGUGGAAGCUAUGAUUCUCAAGGCUACACAACAGUUUGCCAGCGAGGUCCUGAGGGAAUCCCUAGCAAAUGCCUAUGGGAAGUCACCUCAAAACAGAGUUCCUAGAGAAAUCACAGGCAUGAAUAUACACCAGGCUGUCGGCUCGAUACCCAGCUGUGAUUUCCUUACUAACCGGUACAUGGGCUUCAUGCUGAAGGAUGGUGACCAUGCAGACUGAAAGUGGAAUUAGACUGCCAGAGCUACCACAAUCAAUUUGCAUACACAUGCACAGAUUACAGGCAUGCCUUCUGUACACGUUCAGCAACACACAAGUGUGAAUGUAAGCAGGGGCACAAAUUGAAAGGCAAGAAGCGGGUGUGUUGAUGGUUUAAAAUCAUAAUUACAGUUAACACAUAGACAUGCUGUCAGGUUCAUCAAGAUCACAUUUGUAGUGUCUGGACCUGUUCAAACCAUCUUUCUGAGUUUCAGCCUGUAGUUUGGCUUUUAUCAAUAUGCGAGCAUCAGAGUUAGAACUAUUAAAUUUAACAUCCACAUCUCAGUACUGCACCUGAUCUUGCGUGACUGUUUCUCUGCUCAUCAGGCUGUUGGAGCUACACUAGCUUCUAUAUACAACAAGGGAAAACAUUAAAUUAGAUAUAAAUUGUGUAGACUGAGUGGAAAAAGCAGAGGCACUUAAUAUACACUCUGUGGACCUUUUUAUGUCUGUGUUCGUUAUUUUCAACUCAUCAUUUUCUAUACAAGCAGUUUUAGUGCAAGACUGGAUAGUAGUGAUACAGAAUGGUUAUGUUGUAGUGUCACUGAUAUACUUAAGUAUUCACUGGUCUUAAUCUGUAGGUUACUGUUGUUUUAGGAGACCUGACAGUUAACCAGAAAAUGUCAGUAAUGACGGUGUUUUGUGAAGUCUGUGUUUUUUUUUUUUUUUCUCCCCCCAGAGCAUUCUGAAAACAGCCGACUUGACAUUUUUAUUUUUGUUGUCUAUAAAGUCUUGACCAUCUUCAGGCUAAGACAUAUGCAGGAUGUGUGUUUGUGAGGUAAUGAAAUAGACAGUAAAGGAAAAAUUCCUGUGUUGUGAAAACCUUUUGUAACAUUUACUGAAGCAUUUGUUUUGUUAUGGUUUUGGCUGGUGCUUGAAGGAGACAUGCUAAAGUCUUAAUAUUCAGGUGCUUUUGUCACUAUACACAAGCCUUUCUAACACGUGGUCCUAAUACAUCUCUAAAGUUUUUUUAGGUUUUAUGUGCUCAAACACACCUUAUUUAACGGGUUAUUUACCAAGCCACGUUCAAGCUGAAUCAGUUAUGCUGGAGAUGAAUCAAAGCUAAAUUAUGCAGCAGUUGUAACACCAGAAUGGCAAUAAUUUAUUUUGGAGGAAGGUUUCUGGGUCCAGAUGGUUCAUUCAUGUAGACAGUGUUGAUGAAUUUCGGAGGAGGAAGAAAUAUUUGUAGAAGGCCAAAAGUGAUUAUACAACUAAUGUGACAAUUAACGAACUCAUACGUUUCACUUGGUUUCAUUCCAUUUUCGUUAGCGUAAAGAGCCUUUUAUUCUCAACUGUUAGUCAUCAUUAGGGUUAAACAGCUGACACAGUUGAGUGCACAUUUGCAUAACUUUAGGACAAAAUGAAUAGGGAAAACUAAAUAAUCAAGUGGCAAAACAUCACGGUUCAGAACUUUGCAGCUUUCUUUGUGAAUGUGGUGAUAAAUAUUUUGUAAGAACUUCCACCCACCUGCCUUUCGAACUACCUCCAAUCUCUCGUAUCUUCUUACAAGGUUAGUUUGAAUUGUCUUAGUUGUAAUAUUUUCCCCACCCCCUUCCUAUUCUUUCUGUUUUACCUACACAGGUUUGAUUGGCCACUCUUUGCUCGUUCUUCUCGACACAUCUUUUAUAAACCCAUGUCAGACACUGCCUUUUUCAGAUCAGGUGUGUACACUGUGAGGAUCAUGACACAAUGUCGAUUUAUUGCCUUCGGUUCUUUUCAGGUUUUCCGUUGUCAUGUUGCAGGACACAUUCAUUGAAUUGUAGAACUUGUUGCACUCGACAAUAUCACUUUCUGCAUUGUGAUCAAUGUAGAAUUAAUGAACCAGCAACGCGUCUGUCCAGUGUGUCUGUGUAUUUGUAAAAGUAAAUGUAUGUCUAAUUAUUUGUUUGAUUGGAUGCCAAGGUUUGUUUGCUCUGUGAUCGUUGUGUACUUUUGUGUAUGCACGUGCUCUGUGCACCAACACACUUCACUAAAGUCAUUACCUGUUUAACCAAUCCUAAUGUAUUGUAGACAUGACCAAUUAUAUUUUGCCUUGUAAUGUAACUAAAAUAAUGACUAUUCUUGUAUUAAAACGGUAGACAUGCCACUAAA
Molecule: messenger RNA, 6594 nt
Organism: Silurus meridionalis
Lineage: Eukaryota; Metazoa; Chordata; Actinopteri; Siluriformes; Siluridae
Gene: yeats2
Product: YEATS domain containing 2
Exons: 31
Coding region: 274-4467 (1397 amino acids)
Biological process (GO): regulation of transcription by RNA polymerase II; chromatin remodeling
Cellular component (GO): NuA4 histone acetyltransferase complex
Molecular function (GO): histone binding
Source: RefSeq, a predicted model, not a curated record